AUUAUAGGAUUUCUCGAUUAUGUCUACAAAACUUAUAAACUGCGAUGUUAAAAUGACUGUGCAAUUAGAAAGUCUUUAUUACUAAUGUAGAACUUGUGCUUUCAAAAGCGAAUAUGCUUAAUUUUAAUACAUAUAUUCCUUGCUUUAGAGUUAUUUCACAAGUUAUGUGUUCCUGUUUUUAUCGUUUAAAAGCAUUUUAGCAUUUGUUUUCUGAAAUUUCAUAACUUUCUUCCAUGGAUGGUAAUAAAGAUGAAAGCGAACGCUGCAUAUCUAUUGCUCAGAAGUAUAUAAACGAAGGUGAUCGUUCCAAGGCUCUCAAAUUCUUAUAUAAAGCUGAAAGACUUUAUCCUUCUCAACGCGCGAAAGAUUUGAUCGAACUCUUGGAAAAGUUAAGUGACUCUGCUGGAGACAAUAGUCAUGCCUCAAGAGAAAGGAGUUCCAGUUAUGAUCGAACACAAACUCGAGCGAGAAGUUCUUCAGCUAGGAGAAGAACAGCAACAGCAAAGCCUGCAGAAGAUUAUACUGAAGAUCAGCUAGAAGCAGUACAGAAAAUAAAAAAAUGUAAAGAUUUUUAUGAAAUUCUGGGUGUGUCUAAAGAUGCAGGUGAAUCAGAUAUCAAGAAACAGUAUAGGAAGUUAGCUCUGCAAUUCCACCCUGAUAAGAAUAAAGCUCCAGGUGCUACAGAAGCAUUCAAGGCUAUUGGAAAUGCAUUUGCUGUUUUAAGUGAUCCAGAAAAGCGGAAACAGUAUGAUGCAUUUGGCUCGGCUGAAAAUAAGAACUGCAAAAGAUCUUCAUUUCAACGCCAUUCUGGCUAUUAUGAAUACACUAGGGGAUUCGAAAGUGAUAUAUCUGCUGAAGAAUUAUUUAAUAUGUUUUUUGGUGGUGGCUUCCCGGCUGGAAUGUCAGCUAAUUCCUAUACAAGAAGAUCACAAAGGAGAUUUCCAACAAGGGAAAAUCAUCAUUCUCGGCAAGAUGGACAAGCAAAUUAUACUCUUCUGAUGCAAAUGCUGCCUUUAAUAUUUCUUAUCUUCUUAUCACUUCUAAGCAGUUUUUUCAUAGCUGACCCUCCCUAUAGCCUUGGUAGAUCCCAGAAGUAUUCAAUUGAACGUAAAACCAGCAAUUUAAAAGUGCCAUAUUUUGUGAAAGAAAACUUUGCUACUGAUUAUCAAGGAAGCAUACGUAAGCUUGAAGCCCAAGUGGAAGAAGAAUUUAUUGCAAAUUUAAGAGGUUCUUGUUUUAAGGAGAAAAAUUACAAGGAAAGUAUGAUUUGGAGAGCUAGAAAUUUCCGGGAUAGAACUCUAGAAGAGAAAGCAAAAGGCCUUAAGACACCUUCAUGUGACACCCUAAAUGAUUUGUACACAAAUGAAAGAAUAUGGUAAAUAAAAGUAUUGUAAAUAAAGUUAUUUAUCUGGAAAAUGUUUUUGUUGAUAUAAUUAUAUUUUUAUGAUUGUUAAUAUUUUGUUGACACAAUACUCAGAGUCCAUUUAAAAUCAAAAGCAGCUGGAACUACAUUCUUGCUAGCAUUUAUUUCCCUUUCUAUUCAAAUUUUAUUUAAAAUUAUUCUUUAUUCUCUAAAUCAUAUAAGUACAUACUGGUCUCUCUUCCAGACAAUCAGAAAUGUUCUGUUUGCAUAAUGUACCAAAAUAGAAAUUGUGAGAAUAGUGUAAGGUAUAAUUUCCUUUGGUUGUUGUUUCUGGUUGUAUGGUAAAAGUAUUUAUUUUUUGUGGACCACUCUUACUUAUGUGAUAUGUUUGUUUCUUCUAACUAGUAUUAUGUCAUGUUUUUCUAAUUUUGUAUUUUUCUCUAUCAUUUGCACAUCAUUCAUAAAUUGUACUUUUACCUAAAUUAAUAUUUUUGCAUAUCAAGUGUAGUAAAUAAUGUAAAGAUUCAUUUCUUCUGUGCUGUGUUUGUUGCAUCACUACUAACAUUAUCAUUAAAAUUACUGAUACUGAAAUCGUAAAAGAUCAAACUGAAAGGUGGUAUAAAAGAAAAUUUUACAUUUCAUAUCUAGCAUUUCUUCAAAAUUUUUCUAGAUUUAAUUCUUACAUAUUUAAAAGUAGCUUAACCAGUCUGAUAAUCCAUAAAUAUGUGUUGCAAUUUUAGAAACUAUUACUUUGAUAUAUUUUAAGAAAAGAAUUUACAUACUCAUAAUUUCUGACUCUCUUGCCAAUUCACCUGGCAUGUAUGUAUGAUUGAUAACACUUAUCAUCAAUAAAGAUGAAUUAUCAGUAAGUCAUCUCUCCUUAUUGGGAGUGGAUUUUCUUCUAUUUAUAAUAGUAAGAUGCAAAAGUUUUGUAGUACUUUUUCAUCAUCAUCCCAGAAUUCCUGCAGUUUUCUAUAUCAUUUUUAAAUUGUAGUGGAAGUGAUUAUAAAAUGUUAUCAUUUUAAAAUCAAAUAAACAUGUAACUGAAAAAGUAAAGUUCUUAAAUAAAAGGUUAAAACUUAAGUACAUGUGAAAAACAUGAUUAUUGAUCAGAGUUAAACAAAAGUAUUUGUUCCUCAAAUUUUAAAAUUCAUAUUGUAUAAGCUCAUUUUCUAACAUAGUUACCAUUUCAAAUUUCUCAUGUGUAAAAUGAUAUGAAUUAAAAUGAAUUACUGUAUUUUGUAAGAGGGGGCAUUUUUUACUAGAUAUUUGUUGAUUAUUGAACUGUUAUAUGCAAAAAUGAUAAAAUGCUUGUAAUAAUUAUUUAUUAAUAUAAUCAGUAUAAUUCAGAUAUUCUGUGUACUUCGGUUAUAUCAAAUUGUUAAUAUGUUGAUAAAAUUUGCUUGAUAACUUUGAUAACAACUAGUUCCUGUUGCUUCAUUCAAACGAAUGCAAGAAACAUAUUUAACUUCAAGCAUAAUGUAAUGUUUCUGUCAGUUUCAUCACAUGAGUAUUACUGCUAUCUUUUAUUAAAAUUCAUCAUUAUCUUUUGAUAAUGAUUAAUUUUAUUUGAAAACUAGAGAAAGGUUUUAUUUUAUUGUUCUAAUAAGUGUAUGAAAUGAAGAGGAAAUAGUUCUUGAAGUUUGGUUUUCUUUAUUUUAUAAUUAAAAUGCAUAUAUAACAGCACGAUUCUUUGAAAACUCCAUGUAAUUGGGAAAUUUUGCAUUUUUUAAAUGAAGUUUUGCUAUAAAUGGCUGUGUUUCAAAAUUAUUUAUAAAUUCAUAGAAAACUGAUGUAUAUAUAUGUAUUUUUUAUUAUAGUGUAAAUACAUGUCAUUUCUGAACAUGAGAAUAUUUGAUCAUAUUUCAGUACCAUUUUAACAUUUUGUUGUGGUAUCAUUCAAUGUAUCAAUAUAGUAAUCAUAUUAAUUAGUUCCAAGUAUUGUUAAUCUUUUUAUUUGUUAGACCAGAUAUUUGGACCUAAGAGAUACUUCAGGUUUUGUUGAUGUUUACUAGGUAAUUAAUAAUAACUUUCAUUUUUUUUUUUACUGUAGUAAUAAAUGAGGAUGCUUUUUUAUAAUUUAGAGUAACAGUAGACAUAACUGUUCAGCAUAUCAAUUAAAAGUCUUAUUUAUCUUUUUUUAAAUUAUAUUUAAACCCAAUGUUUUAUUCAUUGCAAUAAAUGAGACAGUAAAUGAUGCAAGAAAUUAAUUUUUAUUUGUCUAUGCAUAUUUUUAUUUUUCUGAUUUAGUUUUAUGAAAUGUUGAUGUGAGUUUGUUUUCCCAUUUCGUAUGUGUGAUUAUGAAUGUGUGAUUUGAUUAUGCAUAUGUUAAUGCACUUUUGUUUUUUAACUCUGCAUUAACAAUUCUGUUAAAAAAGAUGUAAAUUAUUUUAUCUGCCCUUCUUUUUUGUAUUUAGAUGGUGUUCUUCCAAAACAAAUAUUAGAAAAGAAAUUUUUUUGGCUGCAUUCUGCAUUUCUCUGUUUAAAAUAAGCAAAACCAAAAAAUAUAAGAAAUGUUAAAAGUAUAUUGAAUUUAAUAAAUUAUUUAUAGUGCCUGUUAGAUGCAUAUUUAUGUCUUUCAGCAAUUUUUAGCUUUGGCAGUGAUAGAAUUAAAACCUCAUAAGUGUUUGAGAACAAGAUUUUUGUUAUUUAAUUGUUAUAUACAAUGCAUAUGUGAUGAAAAUAUUUUAUAUACAUUAUUACACAUGGGUCAUCAGUUAUAAUUUGGUGUUCUAUUGUUUAGUUUGAUGCUAUGGUUUCUAGUAAUAUUUGAAGCCAUAUGUAUUUUAAAACAUACAUGCAUUAAAAUUUUUUCCGAGCAUGUAGGUUAUUGAAAUACUUUAAAUACUUUCUGUCUAAAGAACAGAUCUGCCAUAUCAUUUCAUUAUAUUUAGUGGAAAUUAUAUAUACUUGUGUAUAUACAGGGUGUUUCAGCACAGCAGUUACAAACUUUCAGGAGAAUACACGUAAGUGAUGGAAAAUCACAUAAUGAUACAUGAUCAGUAACGCUUUCAUGCAUGGUAAUGACGACACAAAAAAGGAAGAGCACGAACAUGCUUUGUAUGCUUAAUGUAACAGAAACUAAGAAAUUAGAAUAAAAACAGCCAACAAUUGCUCUCAAAGAAGGUGUUCACAAUCACAACCCCGACCAUGAUGCAGGUCUCUCACAUCUCCCGCACAUGGAAGAUCUGAUGUUACGAAAAAUACUAGUCAUGUCUCGGACUUCCCCAGCAGCUGCUAAGACACAUGCAACAAGUUCUUCAGCACUGUUAACUGGGUUUUUGUAUAUCAGUGUUUUUAUCCCUAGAGAAAGUAGUCAAUGCAAGUGAGGUCUGGUUAUCCCGGUGCCCAAAGCACCAGACCACCCUUGCCGAUUCAAUGUUGAUGAUAUGUUACCUUCAGGUGGAGAUGCACAUCAAGGCUGUAAUAUGAGGGGCGCCAUCAUGUUGAAACCACAUGGCAGAACGCAUUGCAGCAGGUACGUGUGUGUCGUCCAAUAAUUACGGCAAUACUUGCUGAAGAAAGAUGAGAUAGGUUGCACCUGUCAGAUGUAGAGGCAACAAGUAUAGCCCGACAAGGUGGUCCCUUAGAUGCCGGUUCAUACAUUAACUGAAAACCAUCUCUAGGCUGCCCAAGCUCUUGUUGCUUGUGGGUGCUUCCUUUCUUGCGUUUUAUGUCAUCACUACCGUACCAGGAAAGUGUUGACAAUGCAAUACUAUGGGGUUUUCCAUCAUCUAGGUAUACUUUAUAUUUCCUGACAGUUUGUAACCACUGAGCAGAAACAUAUAUAAACAAGCAUUAUAUAAAAUAACUUAUGUAAAAAGACAUGCAUAUAUCUGUUCUUAAGAAGUGAAUUCAUAUUUUUAAAUAUUAGUAGUAUAGGGUGUAUUUUUUAAAUUAGGAAUUCUAAUGAAUAAAUGAAUGCUUUUAUAUACUCUAGUGCUUGAUUGAUUUUUUAAAUUAUGUUUCAUUAUAUUCAUUUAGAUUAUCAUAAGGAAUCAAAUCAUGCAAAUGUGGAUUUAAAUUCAAUUUUUGUGAAUAAAUUAAAAGGAGCAGCUUAGUUAACAAUUGUAAAAGUAAUUAAAAUCAAAUAUUUAACUCUCAGACUUAUUACCGUAUCAUUUUCUUUUUAAAAAAAUGAAGUAUACAAAUUUUUUUAAUAUUAAAUGGAAAAUAAGUCAUGGUUAAUGAUGCAGUCUUACAUAAAAGAAUUAGUUAAUUAAUUAAAAUAUGUAUUUGGGAAUUUAUCUUGCACAGACUGAAAAUGCAAAUGCAUGUAUUACCUGAAAAAUAACACUUAAUUUUUAAUUUUGAAUACCGUGUAUUGUUGCAAUACAUUUUUUGCUUGAAAAGUAUUUAGGUACUGCUUUAAUAUCAUAAUAUUGCUUCAUUAAAGACAUCUGAAAAUAUAAUUUUGAAGUCUCCCCCCAGUGGUGGCACUAACCAUUUUAGGCUUUGACCAGCUCUAAGGUCAAAAUCGGUGGUAAUUUGAUUAUAGAGGCACCUAUUAGGCAGUCACCAUUACCUCCUGUGAAGGAACAGACAAUUUACAUCCAUGCCUUCUUCGGGAUUUGAACAUGGUCUCCUAGGUAUGGCAAUCAGAGUUACUAAUCGCUUUCUCAUCUGGAUGGCAUAAUUUCAGAAGUAUCAAACUCUUUAGUAGAAAAGUUCAUUCUUUUGGAAAAUAUUUCAUUGCAUUCUUACUUAUUUCACAAAUGGAUGGUAAUUUGCAUUAAUUUUUAAACUGCAUGUUUCUGGUAAACUGCAUAUUUGAUGGAAUAGAUUAAAUAAAAAGAUGAGGUGCCAUUUUCUUGUAGUAGAAAUGUUAAAAAUUGAGAACAUACAUAAAUACUAAAGAAUAUAAUAUUGUUUUCAGUCAGAAUUAAUUUUAUUGUAGCUUUCUACUCAUGCUUCAUUUUUAUCAAUAACUGGUGUGUAUUAGAUUUAAUGAGCUCUGUUGAGACUUUAGUAUAUGCAGUCAAGACCAGUAAGUAACAAAGAUUAUGUUUGUAGAAAAUUACAUUGUUGCUACAUUACAUUACUGCAUUUUUCAAGUAAGUCAGCAGUAUGAAUGCAUAUGCUUCUACCAAAGAUCUUGAGGCAUAAGAUCCAGUACUAUAUAUUUCUGUUUCUGAACUUGUGGGCCUCUUCUAUGCCCAUUACUUAUUGUUUUUUCAAGUGAUUAUAAAAGCUUUGGUAGCUUCAGAAAACUUUUAAUUCAUACUUGAUUUUUCAUUAUCUCGGAGCCUGUAUGAUAAAAUUAAUAAUUUAUAUUUUGUGUCAAACUGUACAAAGUUCGAACAGUACAAAGCUCGAAAUAAAGAUUCAUUGAAAUUUUGACAAUUCCGGAUUUGGGAAUUUUCCAGAUUUCAGAUCAUUGGUUUAAAUCUAAUAAGGUGACAUGCAGAAAUUAUAAAAUUAAAAACAUGAAAUAGUAGUUAAUGAAGUAUUCAGGACCUUAAGGAUAUCAAAAUUUACAAAACAAGCUCUUCCCCCCUCCUGUAUUAAAUAUUUCUGUCAAUUUAAGUUGUUUAAGAUGCUUCAGUUUUAUGCUAAUACUUUUUUUUUUUUCCUUCAGUACCAUGUUCAAGUCCCGUAAUUACCGUGUUGAGAAUUUCCACUAAAUUCUCAAUUGACUUUUUUUGUUCUGUCACUUUGUCUACAGUAGUGACGUUUUCUGGAUUUUUAACCAUACUGCAGAUUUUGCUGUCCAUUAGAUCAUUGAUUAUUGGGGCAUUGUCAUCACAGUGGAAUAUUUAUGUUACAUCAUUUUAAUUUAUUAACACCUUUUCACAUUUCUUCACAAAUUCCAUCAAUUUGAAAAUUUUGCUUUUUGUUUGCAAUAUCCAGACACCUUCAAAUUUCUUGGCUAUCAUCACAAAGUAAUUCUUGCCGAAUAUAUAGUAUUUAUAAAAGGAUAACAUGCCUUUUGGUAUUUGGUUACUGAUAUUUAAAAUAAAAAUUGUUUUAGACUGCUCUGCUUGCGUCAUUUCUCAAGCUGCAGUGAGAUGUGAUGAUCAAAGCAAAAAAUAAUAAUAAAUGAUUUGCUAGGUUGCCAUAGGUUUGCUUUUUGCCCCAUGCAUUCUUUUCACCAUUGCUAGAAGAUCAUUCUCCCUUACUUUCCAAAACUCAAAAAAUAAACCUUCAUACCUCUGUGUUAUAUGAUUUACAGUAGGCACGAAAAUCAGCGAUAAAUUUUGAUAGAAUGUUUUGGCUUGACAAAAAUGCCAAAAAAUAAGGCGACUACAUAAUCAAAUUAUUGAUCACACAGACUUUUUUAUAAAUGAUUGUAUUCCUAUAACAUGGAGGUAUUUUAUUUAGUGAAGUGAAACUAAGAAUCAGGAUCCUGUACAUGUUUUAUUAUGAAAAAUCUCACUUCGAAUACGUAAAGCAUUAAGUAUAUGCUACUCUCAGAAUCUCGCUCACAAAAAAUUUAUAAAAAAGAAAAGGGGACUGUACAAUAUAUUACUUUUUUGAUAUAGGCUUAUUGUUUCUCUCUCUGUUUUUAAUGAUAUACAAUAUUUACUCACAUAUUUUUCCCUAUAGCUUUAACACCAGGUUCUGAACUUUUUUUUUUUAAGCAUUUGUGCCCUGCAUCUUUCAGAAAUUAAAUUAUUUGCAUAUUUCCUUUUCUCAAUUUCCUUAUGAUAAAAUUAGUAAAAAAUGGGUAGUGAAUAUGGUAUGUUUUUAUUUUUUUAAUUUUGUUGCCUUCUGACAUUUAUAUUUGUAAUCGAGGAGGAAAAAAAAUACAUAGAUCAAGAGGAGUAUACCUGAUUAAGGAUAGGUAAUUAAAAAGAAAAAAAUUAGAACCAUAUGCAAAACAAAAUUUUAAUAAUGAAUUAAAUCUUCUGUAUGUGUAUUACUUGGAUGGAAUUUCAUUUGCUGAUGUAUAUUUAUUUUGAAGCAUGUUUCAUUGUUUCAUAAGCAAAAGGAAUUUAAUUAAAUAUUUUUCCAAUGUUGUGUGUUGCCUAUUCCUUAUUUAUCUAAAUUUUAUAACAUGUUUUUAAUUAUGCACUUUGUAUAAUUUUAUUAUCUUAAACUUUUUGCUCUUUCAGCUCUCUUAUUUAAAUAUAUAUAUAUAUGUUGCUUUUCAGAAUCUGAAAAUGUUUUGAUUUAACAUAUUAAUUGCAAACAUAUUUAAGAUUGUACAGAAUUAUUCAACUAAGCAUAUACAAACUUCUAGGAGAGGUAGGUUUCACAAAGAUGAGUAAGAAUCGUUUAGCAGUGCAGAGUCAGAAAUGCCAUACCCAUCUGUUCGUGUACAGGUAGGAUGAGAAAUAAAAGUUGCAUGUAAGAGAACAAAAUACUUUUUUUUAUUCACAGUCGUGAACUCGAAUGCAUGUUUGGCAUUGUUGGUGUAUGGAAUCAUGCGUAUUCUAGAAAAAAAUUUAGGUAUGUUUUGGAUUUCUGGAGCCACUGUGCUAUGAGAAUCUUUAUCACUUGUCAUUGUUUUGUCCAUCCAUGGAAGAAUGGUUGCCAGAGCCUCAAGGAGGUUGGACUUCUACUUCCACUCCAGAUUUGAGGAAGAUCACACUGGGUAGUGGUCUGAAGGUCUCCCACCCCUCUUCCCUACCACCAAACACACGAGAGGACGUUUGGCUCUCCAUAUAUUGGAAGUGCUCCCAUGCCGCAGAGACACUGUACAUUUACAGACAUCGAUGCCUUGUCCAGAAUUUGAACUCGGGUCUUUCAGUACCACAGUAGGCUCCCCUAAUCACUAUACCAUCUGGGCGGCAUCUUCAGCACUCUAACGGGAAUAUUGCGCUCUAGUCUUUUGAGGUAACCCUUAAAGUAGUAACUAAGGCAUAUUAUUAUCUCUGUGGGAGGUUUGCAAAUAAUGGUAUUCUGAAAGACUAUGUGAGAAAUUUUACAAUCGGAUAUGAUAAUGGUGUGUCCAGUACUGAUUUGUCUUUGUUGCAACCUCUUCCUCUCAGAAGUUUGUAUGCACGUAACUGAGUGACCCUAUAUACCUGUAUUAUAUUAACUGUAAAUUUGAUUUGAAAAACUAAUCCUUAUUUCUCAUCUAAUGAUUAGUGUUUAAUAUAUUGUAUGCUGUAAAAAUCUGAGACCUCUGCACUAAAUAACUAUAGCUAUUGUGUGGAAUUUAAACUAAAUAUGAAAAUUUGUUGAAAUGAGGACUGUAUUUGAAGCUAUGAAGAAGCUGAAAUUAAUUCUAAUAAUUUUUAAGUUACUGGACUAUCCUGGAGGAGGGGGUAUAUAGGUACAAAUAUUAGUUUGGAGGUUAUUGUAUUUUUAACAAUAAAUGAUAAAAUGCA
This is a messenger RNA of Stegodyphus dumicola, 9639 nucleotides long. Its product is annotated as dnaJ homolog subfamily B member 14. Gene Ontology annotation, molecular function: Hsp70 protein binding. NCBI's taxonomy places the organism in Eukaryota, Metazoa, Arthropoda, Arachnida, Araneae, Eresidae. Gene Ontology annotation, cellular component: endoplasmic reticulum membrane. Gene Ontology annotation, biological process: cellular response to misfolded protein. The record is from RefSeq and is a predicted model, not a curated record.